AUGGCCCACGUCGCCAGCAGUUCCCAACCGACUAACCAGCCAACCACUAAAACGACCGGCAGAAGCUGGCUUGGAAUCUAUGGGCUGGAGGCGCUGACUUUGAUGACCUUUGAAGAGCUUCAGGACUUUUCUGAGAACUAUGGCUCACAGUUUCCUGUUAAUGCCCUCUUGAAUCCUGAUCAUGAAAGCGAGGAUGAGAUGAUCCGUGAAAUUCUGAGAAAGAUGGGAUGUCUCGAAAAGAGUGGAUAA
Molecule: messenger RNA, 249 nt
Organism: Uncinocarpus reesii 1704
Lineage: Eukaryota; Fungi; Ascomycota; Eurotiomycetes; Onygenales; Onygenaceae
Exons: 2
Coding region: 1-249 (82 amino acids)
Source: RefSeq, a predicted model, not a curated record